This is a messenger RNA of Tricharina praecox, 786 nucleotides long. RefSeq lists its product as uncharacterized. The transcript has a single exon. The record is from RefSeq and is a predicted model, not a curated record. NCBI's taxonomy places the organism in Eukaryota, Fungi, Ascomycota, Pezizomycetes, Pezizales, Pyronemataceae. Bases 1 to 786 code for a protein of 261 amino acids.
AUGCCGAAUCUCGCUCCUACUCCCUACCACCGCUGCCAGCUUACUCCUUACGACCGCCGCCAGAUUCAUCUCCGCAGCAUGCGUUACACCAUGCUUCUGCUCUUUGUGGGCAGCGUCUUCCUUUUCGUUUGGUCGACGGCAAUUCUCAUCGAUGCCGACCACCAAGAGAAGUGCGACGCCGCCGACAUUGACAGGACGCACUGCUUCAUCUUCGGCUGGUACCUGGGCCUCGUUACGUCCUCCAGCUUCGUGGCCGGUUUCGCUCUCACCUGCUUGAUGUUCCUCGACCGCCCGAUCAGGUUGGUCCUCUUUCGCAUCCACCUCGACGAGUUUCAUCCCGAGAGGGACCUCGAGAACGGCCUCGGCGGAGAUGGAGCUGUCAACAAGUUCGACGACAAGGACAAGGACGAGAAGCUCUACGACGCCAAGGAGGCCCUUCUGUUCAGGGAGGCCCAGUUGUAUCAUGAAGCCCAGUUGUAUCAUGAGGCCCAGUUGCUCAAGGAAGUGAUGGAGUUCGAGGAGGAGAUGCAGUUCAGGGAAGCACUAUUGCACACGCAAGAGAUCUUUCUCAUGGCACAGGAUUUGUACGAAGCGCAGGUUUACGAAGCGCAGGUGUCCGACGAAAACACCGGUGGAUCGACAGUGGCUGAGUACGGCGGCUCGGACUCCGGCUCUGACUUCCGCUCUGAAUCUAACUGUGAAUCCAACUGUGAAUCCGACUCUAACUCCGACUCUGACUCUGACUCCGACUCCGAUAUGGAGGAGUUCGUUCUUGCUGACGCUUAG